This is a messenger RNA of Miscanthus lutarioriparius, 450 nucleotides long. The record is from the annotation of a GenBank genome assembly. Lineage: Eukaryota; Viridiplantae; Streptophyta; Magnoliopsida; Poales; Poaceae.
AUGGAGAAGAAGCGGGUGGUCAUCGUCGGAGCAGGCGUCAGCGGCCUCACGGUGUGCAAGCACCUCCUGGAGCUCGGCUGCCAGCCGACCGUCUUCGAGGCCGACACCAUGCUCGGCGGCGUGUGGGCGCGCGCCCUGGCCAGCACCAAGCUCCAGACGCCGCGGUCCAUGUACCGGUACUCCGACUUCCCGUGGCCGGAGAGCAUGACGGAGGAGUUCCCGAGCCACCGCCAGGUGGUGGUGUACCUCGACGCGUACGCGCGCCACUUCGGCGUGCUCGGCUGCGUCCGCUUCGGCCACCGGGUGGUCGGCAAGGAGUACCACGGCGUCGGCGAGCAGGCCAUGGCCGCUUGGGUGGAGUGGGCUGGGAAUGGCCAGGCGUUCGGCUCCGGCGCCGGCGAGUGGCGGCUGUCGGUGGCCGACGCCGACGGCCACGUGGAGGUGAGCUAG